GGGGAGACGACGACCAGUCUGUUCACAGCCCUGCGACGACCAGUCUGUUCACAGCCCUAUUAUCGUGCGACUGCUGCUACUGCAAUCGUAAUGUGUGCUACGCAAUGGGCUACCGGUGCUGAUACAGUAGGGAUGCUCAGCAGCCAGCAGGCUCGUCGUAUUCGUUUAGGGUAUGCUGUGUCCUGUACUGUUCUGCACACUGACGUGUGUGCUUGGGCUGACGUUCGUGGCGGUGGAGUGUGGUGGCGGGUGCUACAACGUGUAGCCUACCGUGUUCUCUUGAACACAACGCACUCUCGUUUUGGCUGUAUCUGGCCGGAAAUAUAACUUGUAUACAUUCAUUUUUGGGGUGUUUUAUGUUCGGGGGAAGACGGUAGCUGCCCAGCCUGCAGCUAUCUCCGAGGGUAUGCAGGCGGAACUCGGGAAGAGUAGCUGAGGAGUAGGUGGAGAGGCCGUGACGUGGAGGAGGGAAGGAGGGAGGGAGGAGAAGGAGGAGGAAGAAAGAAAGAAAGGAGGAAGAAGGAAGACGAAGAAGAAAGAGAGGAAGAGGCGGGGAGGAGGAGGAGGAGGAGGAGGAGGAAGUAAAACAGGAGGAGGGAAGGAGGAAGGAAGAAAAAGACAGAGAAGAGAGGAGAGGGAGGGAACGGGGAGGAAGAAGAAGAAGAAGAAGAAGCAGAAGAAGAGGAGGAGGGAAGGAAGAGAAGGGAAAAAAGGAGAGAACAAGAACAAUUCGCUUCGUAACGCAGGAAACGUGGAAGGAGAUAAUCUUUGGACGUGCACAGCUUCGCUUUGCUCUCUUCGACGACACCCAUAGAGGUAAAGAAAGCCGCAAAUCAUUGACACGCAAUUCCCAGCAGUUGGCCUGACUACUGUCCAUUACAGCAUUCUGUGUGUGGAUGAUCUAAGAAGAAGGAAACGAUGGGGUCAAGGCCAGAGCUUCAGGCCCCACCUGAUGUCUAUUACAACGACAAGGAGGCGAGGAAGUAUACCACAAGCUCUCGGAUUAUAGAAAUCCAAGAGAAGCUGACUCAGCGUGCGGUCGAGCUAUUGAAUUUGCCCAAGGAUGGGGGGCCCAGGCUUCUCCUUGACCUCGGAUGCGGAUCUGGACUCAGUGGAGAGUGCUUGUCGGAACUUGGUCAUCAUUGGAUAGGUUGGGACAUUAGCAGGCCGAUGCUGGAGGUGGCGAUGGAGAGGGAGGUGCAGGGAGACCUCCUCCUUCAUGAUCUUGGCCAUGGAUUAGGUCUGCGGUCUGCUGUCUUCGACGGCGCCAUUAGUAUAUCUGCCAUCCAAUGGCUUUGCAACGCCGACCGGUCGUCCGAUGGACCCCAUCAACGGCUGAAAAGGUUUUUUCAGUCCUUGUACAGGAGCCUGGCAAAGGGAGCACGUGCUGUCUUUCAGUUCUAUCCUCAGGGACAGAAACAGAUUGAGCUAAUUACCACGUCAGCCAUGAAGGCGGGCUUUUCAGGAGGAUUGGUGAUUGAUUACCCGCACAGCACGCGCGCCAAAAAGUACUUCUUGUGCCUGAUGGCGGGACCGCCGCGGGCGGAUGCGCCGAUGCCCAAGGCGAAGGGGUUGGAUGGGAGAAUGGAGGUGGAUGAGGAGGAGAGUAGCGAUGGGGAGGAGGGAUCCGAUGAAGCAGAAGACGACGAGGUUGAUGGAUAUGGCGGAACUGUCAAGGUUGAAGAGAGAGUCCGUGCGCUUAAGCGCAGGAAGAGCGAUGGGAAGAGGGUCAAGGGUCGGGGUUGGGUGCUGUUGAAGAAGGAGCAGCGCAGGAAAAGGGGGGUUACCGACGUUGGGCAGAGAACGGCGAUUAAUAUAUGGACGAGGCAUUUAGGCGGUGCCGGUCAAGUAUACCUAUUUCAUUCCAUAGCCGAGAUGAGGUUAUUUCUAAAUAUAGGAAUGCCACGAUCGACGCUUCCCGUACUGGUGCUGGGAGUUUUGGCGGUUCAACAGUUCUUCAUCUCCGCUGUCGUGUGCACUUCACCUGAGCAGCAGCAGCAGCACCAGCAAGAACUCGGAGAAGCGUACGGUGACAGUCAGGAGGUUCCGCUUCAAACUGCAAAGCCCGAGGGCGAGGACGAUGGAGCAAUUCUGUCUUCGCUGCUGCCGAUGCACAUUGUUGAAGUGCACUGGAAUGAGUCUUCUGCCAACUGCACCCAUAACUGUUUUGUGCAGGUGUGGAGAAUAGAAGAGUCUCCAGAGGCAUUCUGCAGAGAAGCAAAGGGUACUGGCUUGCAGUCCUCCGAGCUGACGCACGACACCUGUGUCGGGGAUGGCGACACUCAGCACAACAGCGAAGGCGCACAGAGCAACGCUCAGCGAGGAAACGAAAAUAUCCUCCGUGAGUGCCGGAGAGCAGUUGACGCGGAAGAUGGAUUGGAACCUGCAUUGCUGGAAAGCGUGACAAUCGGCUGUGGUGACGAUGACAAGCAAAGUCAGCUGUCAGAAAACGAACAGCAGCUCGGGAAUGUCCCAUCGGACGGAAUCGCUCCUUGCUCUCUUCUGAAUGGACAAGGCGAGGAUAGACGACCUUCGCAGGAAUUACUCCUGUCGACUCCGGUGCAUGCACAUGUACCGAUUUUCGAUCUUCGUCCCGGGAUAUACAACUUGACAAUUGACUGCGGUCGAUGGCCCACGAUUACCUCCUCGUCGCCGUUAGCGAGUUCUCUUCGGCCAGGGGAGAGGCAUUGCGAUUCUCACCCUAGGUCUGUGUUAGCGAGCAUUCCGCUGCGAAGGGAGGGCAAGGAUGAGCGUCACGGUGAUCAUUCCGCUGUUGACGUAUUUGACGAUUGGACCGCUGAAGUCUUGGCCAACUUCACUCUGGAAGAGAGAGAAACACCCAUAACCGAAAGUCGAUGGCUCAAAGUUUACUCUUUUGUGAAGAUAGGUGUCCUACGAUGCUGGUUGCACCCGCUGCGUGAAAUCACACUGAUCCUGCUAGUUGCUGCUGGCGCGUAUGCUCUCGUUCCGACAGCUGUACGGUUCUUUGACGACUUGAUCUGAGUGGAUAUACGUGUUCGUUCCAUCAGCAGUAAGCUUUUUUUCUUUUCUUUUUCCCUUUCCUUUCUUUGAUGGCUUUCAUCUCAGUGCACUGAGCUUAUAGUGCUUCGUUUGAAGAAGAAGUGCCACGUAAGCUCACCUCUCCAGUGGUCUGCAAACGGUUUUGAGGAUUGGUAUGCCCGCCCUGGCCGCCCACCUGUCUGGCGGUCUGCAAAUUUUGCAGCAGAACGGUCCGACGUUCCGAUGACGAUGCCAGCCUCUCAACGGGUCUUCUAUGGCGGCGAUAUCAUACGAAUGAAUGGUGGCGAUAUCA
Chara braunii is the source of this 3313-nucleotide messenger RNA. Lineage: Eukaryota; Viridiplantae; Streptophyta; Charophyceae; Charales; Characeae. The record is from the annotation of a GenBank genome assembly.